Molecule: messenger RNA, 1696 nt
Organism: Myxozyma melibiosi
Lineage: Eukaryota; Fungi; Ascomycota; Lipomycetes; Lipomycetales; Lipomycetaceae
Exons: 2
Coding region: 110-1603 (497 amino acids)
Cellular component (GO): cytoplasm
Source: RefSeq, a predicted model, not a curated record
CUUCUUCUUCUCUACUCUGCUUCUACUUUUGCUACUACUUCUACUACUUCUUCUACUACUUCUUCUUCUACUACUUCUUCUACUUCUACUUCACUUCUACUACACACCCAUGCAAACGUGCCCCUGCGCCACUGCUCAUAACCCGCAAGCCGCACACCUUCCCACAUCCCCCCCCAUCCUCGACCUCCCGCCCGAGAUCCUCCAAGAAAUCCUCUCGCUCGCCUACUCCGACGACAAAGACUCCCAUGGCAUCCCCGUCCACCUCACCCGCCGGCUUGCGCUGUUCAAGAAAAACAUCCUGCCCGUCUGCCGCCGGUUCUACGACCUAGGCCUGCACGCGCUCUACUCCCAUGUGCACAUUGGCCACCCGCGUGCGUUCGACGUCUUUCGCCACGAGCUCGCGAAAAAUCCUAAGCUUGGUGCUUAUGUCAAGUGUCUUGACUUCUCCGACUUCACAUCUAUCGGCCUCGGCCGGACCCGCAAGAUGAAUAGGGAGAUCCAGAUGGUCACCUGCGAGACCAUCACCGACGCCCUUCUUCAGAUGCCGAAUCUCCGCGAAUUUCUAGUCUCAGAGGCCCUCGAAGACGACCUCGGCAAGGACGUUCUACAGACCGUCUUCAACCGUCAAAAGUACCUCGAGGCGGUCGAUUUCUGCGGUGCGUCGUCCGACAGCUUUGUCUCGUCCAUGACAAGUCUCAAGCUCGAGCUCGGCUCAUUAGAGUAUCUCUCCCGCGUCGGAUUCCACGAGUGCGUGUCGCUCCCCGCGCAGGUGUAUGAACAUAUGCUCCCCCGCCUAGGACGUCUGGAGCGGCUUGAUCUGACGCACACGCAUGUGUCUGCGCGGGCGCUGAUGUCGAUUCCGGAGCGCGCGCGGAUUACGCACCUGUCGCUGGCGAAAUGCCGGAACGUGAGUCCGAAGGCGAUAGUCGGGCUGCUGACGACGCAUCCGGCGGUGACGAGCGGGUCGCUGGAGUGGCUCUCGCUGCAGUGGACCGAUCUGAGCGCGGAGGACUUGACGGCUGUGCUGGAGGGGUUGAAGCGGACGGCGCCGAAGCUGAGGUAUCUGAGUCUUUAUGGGCUGCCGGUGGAGGAGGCGCAUUUGGAGCAGAUUGGAGAGAGCGUGGAGGAGCUGUCGCUUGGGUUUGCGGAUGUCGAGAUUGAUAGUCUGAUUACGGCGUUUUCCGGGCGGGAGAAGCUGCGGUAUCUUGAUUUGACGGGCAACCCGCAUAUUACGCUGUGGACGGUGGGCGAUAUGCGUUUGCUACGGGGGAUUCCGUCGGUGCGGACGUGGGAGUUUGAUCUGACCAAGAUCCUGCUGAAGAUGACGGACGUGCGGUUGCCGGGGUAUACGGUGGUGAUCGGGCAGGGUAGGCGAGGAUGGAUAUUCCGGGGGGAGAAGAACAAGGAUGCGCUGAACGUGGAGCACCACUGCGCGUCGCCGGAGGUUCGGAGUGCGCAUUACUGCCAGCAUGUGCUGGGGAUGGACAUGGGGUCUACGGAGGCGUGGGCGGGCGCGAGCAGGAAGAUUGAUUGCAGCGGGGUGCAGUAUGGGGGAGGGUUGGAGAGGGGGAUAUAUCUAUAUUAUGCGUAUCGGAUUCGGUGAUGGUGUUAUGUUGUUAUGUCAUGAGUAUGCAUUAGUAUCAAUAUCAGUUAUAUAUCAAGUCUAAUCUUUAAUACAAGCAGUUUAAUACAUACA